AUGAGAAGACUAAAUAUUGACAUUAUAGGGAUAAGUGAAGUAAGAUGGCCAGAUCCCGGUGACUUUUGGAGUGAUGAGUACAGAUUCAUUCAUACAGGCUCGGAAAAUGGACAUACUGGGGUAGGCAUCAUCAUGAAUAAAAAGUGUGGAGAAAGUGUGAUUAGCUACUAUCAAUGUACAGAUAGGAUCAUCAUGGUUAAAAUUAACACUAAACCUGCUAUUACAACGAUUAUCCAAGUAUACAUGCCAACAUCAUCACAUAAUGACGAAGAAGUUGAAGAAACUUAUGAUAAAAUAGAUGAAAUAAUGGCGAUGACUAAAGCAGGGGAGAAUGUUAUAAUCCUGGGUGACUGGAAUGCAGCAGUAGGCGAAGGGAAAGAAAGUAACAUAACGGGUAGUUAUGGCUUGGGAACCAGAAAUGAGAGAGAGGAACGACUAAUACAGUUCUGUACACAACACAAAUUGACAAUUGCAAACACUUUUUUCCAACACCAUAAAAGAAGAUUAUAUACCUGGAAGAGGCCGGGAGAUACAGCGAUAUAUCAAAUCGAUUACAUUAUUACUAAACAACGCUUUAAAAAUCAAAUUAAACAAUGCAAAACUUAUCCUGGUGCUGAUAUUGACAGCGAUCACAAUCUAAUUAUUAUGGAAACAAAUCUAAAGUACAAAAAAAUUAAGAAAGGUGUUUUCACAAAUAAAUGGAAUUUAGAAGUGUUUAAGAAAGAUGAGAAGAGAAUAGAAUUUAAAGAGAAAUGUAAGAAAGCAUUAAACAACAUAUAA
Molecule: messenger RNA, 780 nt
Organism: Metopolophium dirhodum (rose-grain aphid)
Lineage: Eukaryota; Metazoa; Arthropoda; Insecta; Hemiptera; Aphididae
Product: craniofacial development protein 2-like
Exons: 1
Coding region: 1-780 (259 amino acids)
Biological process (GO): chromatin remodeling
Cellular component (GO): nucleus
Molecular function (GO): catalytic activity
Source: RefSeq, a predicted model, not a curated record